Messenger RNA from Megalopta genalis, 736 nucleotides. The record is from RefSeq and is a predicted model, not a curated record. NCBI's taxonomy places the organism in Eukaryota, Metazoa, Arthropoda, Insecta, Hymenoptera, Halictidae.
ACAGCUAGAAGCAUUGCCUGGUCAGUCUUGCGAAUUAUUUACACGUACAAUGGACAGGUGGGCUGGAAAAGUGGCACUUGUUACUGGCUCUAGCGGUGGAAUCGGUUGGGAUAUCGCGAAAUCCCUCGUCGAACACGGUGUCCAAGUGGUUGGUCUCGCGAGACGACUCGAUAAACUGCAAGAAUUGGCCGAAAUAUUGGGCAGAAACAAAUUCUACCCUGUGCAAUGUGACGUUGCAAAGGAGGAUGACAUUUUGAAAGCGUUCAAAUGGGCCGAAGAGAAACUGGGGGAUGUUGACAUAUUGGUGAACAAUGCUGCAAUAAGCAGUGAAUCGAUGAUGAUCGAUUCGUCUACCGAACACUACAGAAAGAUAAUAAACAUUAACUUACUGGCGCCCACGAUAUUUGCGAGGGAAUUCAUAAACGCUAUUAGGAAACGGAAUGUGUCCGGUCAUAUAUUAAAUAUCAGCAGCAUAGCUGGACGAUAUCCGGAGACUUUUCGCGAUCCAAUUGGAAUAUACUGUGUUACCAAGUCUGGCCUGUAUGCUUUGGGGGUGGAACUUCGCCACGAAAUCAUGGCAUGCAACCUUGACAUUAGAGUGACGACUAUCAAUCCUGGAGUUGUAAAGACGGACAUGAUCAGAGAUUGCUUGCCCUGUAUCGACGAACUUUCAAAAGAGGUGCCAAUAUUAAGCGGCAAAAAUAUUGCUGACACAGUGAUUUACGCAUUAGGAUCA